This is a messenger RNA of Sardina pilchardus (European sardine), 1619 nucleotides long. It is a transcript of the gene tmem235b, whose product is annotated as transmembrane protein 235b. The coding region runs from base 230 to 808 and encodes 192 amino acids. Gene Ontology annotation, cellular component: apical plasma membrane. The transcript has 4 exons. The record is from RefSeq and is a predicted model, not a curated record. NCBI's taxonomy places the organism in Eukaryota, Metazoa, Chordata, Actinopteri, Clupeiformes, Clupeidae.
UCGUAUUAUAAAUGUAUGCUUUAUGAAGAGGAUAAAUCAUCUGGAAACAUACAUUAUUUCACGUCUACAUAGCUGUUGGAUAAACGGUUAAUGUCGACAUAAAAGAGGAUUAAUAACCAUCACCAAAAUACAAGCUUUUCUGGAAAAGGACUCGGGCAUUGAACGACCGCCACUGAUGCGUGGCAGAAGUUCGCUUUGCUGCUCUUGAUCAUCGUAAUAAAUCGCCAAAAUGAAAAUAACCUUCGGCUCUGUAGUUGUUAGUGCUGGUCUCGCUGGCAUUUUAAGUUUCAGCUUUCUAGCGCUUGCUAUAGGGAGUGAGUACUGGUAUAUUAUUGAUGACCACAGACCCAACUUCACAGAAGAUUCUCAUUCUGGACUCUGGAGAACCUAUGAAGGGGAUGAUGUCUACUCAUUCACUGCAAACGCAGAAUCCUACUCGGACUUAGAGAAUCACAUGUACAACAUGCACACAGUGAUUGCGGUGCUGCUGCCGCUGAGCCUGGUGAUGCUGGUGUUUGGGGGGAUCUGCGGGCUGGUCAGCUCACUGGCCAGGAGCUCUUCUCUCCUCCUGGGUACUGCAUCAUACAUACUCCUCAGCAGUCUGCUGACGCUGUCCGGCGUGUGUCUGUACAUCAGCUACUCCCAGCAGGCGUGGCAGGAGUCGGAGCGGCGCAUGGGCGCCGAGCAGAUGGCUCAGCUGCACACCUACUUCGGCUGGUCUCUGGGCAUGGCCUGGCUCUCCUUCAUCAUGGAGGUGCUCUCCUCGCUCCUCCUCUUCCUCGCCUCGCGCAUGGUCGGCCCGCAUUAACGCUCCGGUCUGCCCAUACUCCUCACUGAGAAGCAAGAAGAAAGAACAAAGACUGCACUGAAGAGAUCCCAAGAGAGCACCCAGCAGCAGCUCACACUCAAGUACCUCAGGAGGUGGCAGUGACUGUGAGAAGGAGUUGUGUGGAGGAGUUCAAUAGUGUCACACUGUUUUUGUGAAACUCAAUUUCGACUGUGGAACGGACUCAAAGCGGAAAUGAAAGACACAGAGGUGGUACAGUUAGCGCCAGUCACCCAUUUCCUGGAAAUGCCGGACCAGAGUGUUUAUCAUGUGUUUUGUUGUCACCUGGAAAUUGAUUGGAGGGUUGAGGUUUUCAAAUUGAUUAGUUCGCUUUUAGACUGCUCUGUCGCGCUUGUUGUUGUGUAACAGAUAGUAUUCCUUCCGUUGCUCCUUGAGUGUGAUUUUUUUGUCGCAUCCACCAACCAUUAAGCAGUCUUAUUGUGCCUCUUCUCUGUGCAAUGUCCACUUACUGUAAUGCGUUGCUUGUGCUUCUUUUCAUGUGACGAGUCAGGAAAAUUGGAUCUUUCUGUAAUUUGUGGAGUAUUUCACGUCUUUGUCAAAGUGUCUGCGUAGGAAGUGACAACGCUUCGCUUUUUAAUCCACAGCGGUGAGAAUAUUAAUUGCUACACUGAUGAGUACCUUUCAAGUGGCAGUGAAAUGGGAAGGCGGUAGAGAGUGGUGAGAGCCCUGUUACCAGCCUGUCAGUCCUCCUCACAUGGAAAUGUAUUUUUUAAUGACUUUUAAGUCACUGCACUGAUAUAUACAUGCUAUGAGGAUUUUACAAAGGUAAAUG